Molecule: messenger RNA, 3415 nt
Organism: Lingula anatina
Lineage: Eukaryota; Metazoa; Brachiopoda; Lingulata; Lingulida; Lingulidae
Product: forkhead box protein O3
Biological process (GO): regulation of transcription by RNA polymerase II
Cellular component (GO): nucleus
Molecular function (GO): RNA polymerase II cis-regulatory region sequence-specific DNA binding; DNA-binding transcription factor activity, RNA polymerase II-specific
Source: RefSeq, a predicted model, not a curated record
AUGAAUGAUAUGCAGAAUUCUAUUCGGCACAACUUGUCACUUCACAGUCGUUUUAUGCGUAUACAAAAUGAAGGCACAGGCAAGAGUUCUUGGUGGGUUAUCAACCCUGAUGCCAAACCUGGGAAGUCCCCACGCAGGAGGGCAACUAGCAUGGAUACAAAAGCAUAUGAAAAGAAACGUGGUAGAGUGAAGAAAAAGGUGGAGCAACUCCGCCAAGCUUUAGAAGGGAGUCCAGCCUCCUCAGAUGGCUGGGUGGAUUCCCCUCUCCAUCACCAGCUAAGUCCCGAGCAUUUCCGCCCACGUGCAAGUUCUAAUGCCAGCAGCUGUGGUCGCCUCUCACCCAUAUCAGCAGUGUAUGAGCCAGACUUGCAUGAAAACCAAGUUCCUCCCAUGUCUCCUAUACCUUGGAAUGACAUGGGCAGCUCCUCAAAUCUAAGUGCUCCUUUUAACAAUAGUGGACAGGACAGGUUUGCUGACUCACUUACUGACAGUAUGGCAGACAUGAUGAAGUUAGAACCCGGCAAUAUGUCACCAUGUAUGUCUGCCUUCACUGGAGAUCAGUUUGACGCAAUGAAUGGUGGUGGUGGAUCACGAAACAGUCCCAUGCCUCCCACUUUCACCACAUUAACCAACGUCCCCAAUGUAAGCAGUUUUAACAAUGUAGGACAAACCCUGGGACAGUUUGGUCCACAACCAACAUCGCAACAGAGUAAUGGCUACAAUAACUUGCAGUUUGGCUCCAACCUCCCAGCACCCCCACCUUAUCCAGAGACACUGCGCAGCAGUCCCCAACAUAAUAUUAUAUCCACUACCAUCCAAAAUGGUCAGAUGAGUGAAACACGGGAGUUCUUGGAUUUGGAUGAAUUGAAUUCCUCCAUGGGUUUGUAUCAACCAGAGCCCAUCAUGGGAGACAACCCUAUGUUGUCCACUACAGGUUUAGGCAUGCAAAACCAGGGCCGAAAUCUGGACUUCACCCUGAACAACCACAGUGCAUUCCGUAAUACUAACAGCCUUAAUGUGGUACAGCAACAGCAGCAGCCAUCACAGCAACCCCAGCGUUCACCUCAGCUCCAGCGGGCAGUACAGUCUCAACAGCAACAACAUGCGCCAGUGAACAGAGUAGGUCUGUCUGUUGGCACAGAUAAUUCUCUGCUGCGUCAGGCCUUGCAACAGCCACAGACCAAACAGUUGCAAGUACCUCGGAUCUCGGGCUCUCCUACCAGCUUGCAAAUGAAUACUUCUAAUUUCAUGGGGAACGUUGCUAAUGUGAACACUGUGAACAUGCAACAACAGCAACAGAUGGGUGGGCAACUGCAAAUGUUUCCUAAUGAUAUAGACCUUACACUGGAUAGCCUGCAAGCAGAAGGCAUAGAAUGUGAUGUUGACCAAGUUAUACGACAGGAACUUAGCAUAGAUGGAAACUUAGACUUUACUUUUGAUCAACUUCAGCAGAAUUUUCCAAACUCUAAUACCAAUUUGGUCCAGUGAGAUGAAUAUCAGCAGUUUUAUUGCAUUUAGGAGUAGGCACGGCCUUCCUUCUGUUGAUAACAUAAACAAAAGGAGUAUUUGACACACCAGCUUAUACAGUGAAAUGAACAGAAGUAAUUACUGUGCCAGGUGUGAUGUAUAUAUGGUUCUGGUAAAAAUCAUAUCAGGUUUAUGAAGUGGAGGUCAUGCCAGCUGCAGUGUGAAAAAAAAAGGUGAAAAAAAAAGAUUGUACAUGAUCAGAUAAAAUGGUUUAUGUCAGUCCAUUGUUGUGUGUGGAGAGAACACUGUUACCAUAUAUCAUUGUUAUAGAUAGAACAAAAUUAAUGAUAGGAAAACUGAAGGAAAUGCAAAGACUGAAGGCUUGGCUAAGGUUGGGAUGGAAUCUUCAAAUUAAUUAAAAUUAAAUAAUACAAUUGUUAUGAAAUUUACAAAUUUGAAGAAAAUUCAGCAACAUGAGACUAGCCAGUAAGAGAGGUGAUAUAUAAUGAAUUGCAUGUUAGGGACCUUGUUGCUGAUUGAGUUGUUCUGCUUGUCUUGGACUCCAUUCCCAUGUACACACUUGGUCUACAUAUAUCGAUCCAACUAUGCAGGGACACUCGCUGAGUGCCAUCAGCGUAGCUAAAUGACACUAGUUACCAGUUUACUCCUAUAAACAACAGCUUUUCUGUCUUUAGCACCACGGCAGGAGGAGGUGUGUCAUUAAGGUAAGCUGGUUUUCCCCAGGUUAAGUACCCUCAAGAGUUGGAUAGAUCUAUGUAGCCUGAUGGUGUCAAUGGAAAUGGGGUCUAAAAGUGAAGUAAAUAUUUUUUAUUUAUAUUUUAUGCCAUAAGAACUAUGAACUAAGUGCUUGAAGAACAGAAGGUUUGAUUUGUGAAACAACAAGGUUUUGCGAGAGGAUAAGAUGAGAACUGACUUGUUUGUUAGGAAUUAUACGAUAAUAAGGAUAAUAAGUUACUGCAUACUGAGAGAAGCUUUAAUUCACUUUGGAUAGUUGAUAACUGAUAGUGUGAACAUGCUAGCUAGCAUGUGUACUAAACACAUGCUUGGAACCAUAUGGCAAAUAUAUCUAGUACUGUGGACUGAACAGCAGCAUGUAGUAGAUUGGGCAAUUAAGUGGAGAGAUUCUUAUUUAUUGAAUGCUAAGCUGUCACAUUUUUAUGAACUGGGAAAAAGUCAUAUCCAUUGAUUUCUCCAAGCAAUCAGUUUAGGUGUCGUAUACAGCAUCCGUAAGUUCAGAUGAUUGUGUUACAUCAGCUGAUAAGAAAUAAUGGCAAUAACUGUCAGCAAAUAUAACCUUACACACAUUUGCCUCACCAAAACUCCCUUUUACAGCUAGUACUAGUUGCAGUUUUAUUCUAUAUAUACUUUCCCCAUUAUUUUGUGUUGUUAUAUUUCACUAGAAUACAACACUGAAUAUGUGUUGCUGUAGGAAAGACCCAUUGCAUGAGGACUUACAGAGACCUUACAUGUGUGAGACACAGGUGUUAGGGAACGCAACCUGAAGAACAGUGAAAGAUGUGAGCAUUUAAUUUUUUUCAUCUGCUAACAUGGUUUAAUUUCAUCACACAGGUUCCUUCCUUUCUCUCCCAUUGAUUGUGACAUAUCUUUUCUAUAAGGUUUAUAAAACUUCUCAAAAUUAUUAUAAGUGCUGUGGCUGUAGUAAAAGGGGUAAAAGUUAAAGCAAAGUAGGAGUAAAAUGUUCAGCAUAUUUCCAGGAUGUGUACCAGGCCUGCCAAUUAUGGGAAGAAGUAAGACCGUAAGACUUGCAUCAUUUUUACACAACUGCAAAUGUGGAAAGGUGUUCACUGGAUGGUAAAAUAUGUCUAUGAUUUAUAACUAGUGUAACUUCUUAAAAUUGUGAUUUGAAUAUUAUGAGCAUUUUGCAGCAGUGUAAAAUACUAUGACAGUUUGACAAGUGAAAAAAAAA